CACAUGGCACCACACAGUGUAUUGCAAUGUGCUGAAUAUUGUGGUUUUGAUGUAUACAACCACAUUUUAUAAUGAUAUUCACCAGGUCGUCGUCAAGAAGGGGAAAGUGUGAGGGACUACUUGGCAAAACAGAAAGAAAUGUUUAGGAUUCAGGGCUGAGAAAGAAACACUUUUGAAAGUUGAGAGAACUACAGAAAUUAAGAAAGUCAUGGCAAAAAUUAUAUCAAUUAGAAGUGACAUAUCAAAAUACCAAGAAAUCCUGAAGGAAUACCAGAUCUACAAAAAGUUUCUGACCUCAGUCGCACCAGCAGAGUGGCGCAAAGAUCAAAAGCUGAAGAAAGAGAAGCGAGUGGUAGAGCAGUGGGGGAAACCGAAUAAAGAUAAACAGUCUUUAACAUAUGACAAGAAAGUAUGUCUAACCGGCAGACGUUAUUCCAAAGUGACUAAAAUUACACAGACAAGACAUCAGAGAAAGAGUGGAAAGGAAUGCGCUGGAAGACAGGAAUCCAUCACAGAGGUGAUAGAGCCUUCAGACAGUGAUGAGGAGCCAGAGCUAUAUUUCACUGACCCAAGAGAAAUGUUACAUAUCCUAACUGACUUGGAGGAGCAGAACUUAUCUUUCAUCCAGAAUUUCCAGGAGACUGAGGAAGCCAGGGACGAGAUCUGCAAAACUGUCCAACUAAUGCAAAACAAAACAGCCAAUGAGACCCAAGUCCUGCAGCAGCAGAUUGACAUCCUGAAUAACACAAUCCAGCGGGAGGAGGAGAAAAACUCUGAUCUGGAACUGAAGUCCAAGAUCUUCUCCUAUGGCGAAUAUAGAGCUGAUAAACAGGAUCAUAUGCUUAAACUCUUGCACAACAAGAUGAAGGAGGUGUUUAAGAUGUGUGGGGGGGAGGUGGGAACCCAAUUCAGCACCCUUCACAUGCUAGCCAACAUAGAGAGCAGGAUGGAGGAGGUCCUGGAGCGCUUGGACACGCUACCUUCAGAGAACGUGGAAGCAAUCCGAACAGCAAAGGAGAAGGAGAAGAGACUUAUGAUGCGUGAGGAGAAGAUGGAGAUGAAGAAACGUCACCAUGAGGAAAGACUAAAAAUAGCUAUAGAGAGGGCGACUAGUGACAGCAAGAAACAGACUGGACGUAAACUGAUGCCUCGAUCUGAGCCGUCAGAGGUCAAGAAGAACAAAGUAUAUGUCAUGAGCUCAAAGGAACAGGAAGAUGCUUUGUACUUCUUCACUUGAUCACAAUCACACCACAAUACAGAAGUUAUGCAUUAGCCUACAAGUAUAUUAAUUCAAUUUGAUCAAUAAUAAACAUUUGUAUCCUUGUGUUUCAAAUACAAAUUACAGCAAGAUGACAAAUAUUCAUGAAAAGUGCAAUGUGCACAAUUUUAUUAAGUUGUGCUUCAAACUGCACAACAAAUUAUGUCAUAGUACAAAAAAAAGACAUGUUAUGGAGAUGCAGAAAGUCGUUUUCUCAAUACACAAAAAAGAAAAAAAAAAUCAA
This is a messenger RNA of Hypomesus transpacificus, 1502 nucleotides long. Its product is annotated as cilia- and flagella-associated protein 100-like. The transcript is spliced from 10 exons. Lineage: Eukaryota; Metazoa; Chordata; Actinopteri; Osmeriformes; Osmeridae. The record is from RefSeq and is a predicted model, not a curated record. Bases 209 to 1237 code for a protein of 342 amino acids.